UUCCCACUUCUCCAUUAGCAAAAUCAGUCUCAAACACCUAUUUUUAAUCACCCAAAUUACGAACAGAUGAUAAUGUUUCUUCCAAUAGAUACUGUGGAAACACCAACAAUACAAACGACAUAUAUCUAGUUUGUCCUUUUAGUUUACUUAUCAAUACAACUCUAUCUUCCAACUGUCAUACUACACUAUUCCAAAGAGUAUUCCUAAAAGAAAAUUCACGUUUUGUUUGUCUUUUUGAUUGUAUUUUUCUGCAUGAAACCGAUGGAUGUCAUUCAUUUGAAUCGUUUAGUAGAUAGCUAGCAGAAGCCUCGGUGAGACUUGGAGUUGGGAUUUAGAAGCUUUUUCAGAAGAAAAUAAAUUCUAAUGUAUGUGGUGGAGAAAUAAAUUGAUAUCCCCAUGCUCCCGAUGACAUCUUCUUCAAUCUAGCUAGCUUCUCUUGUUAACCAUUAGUCUUGUUUACCUCCUUUUUUUUUUGUUAGGAAUAACAUCAACUCGUUUCUUAUUGAAACAAUGAUAGAGCUUAGGAUUUCGGACAAACUAUGUCACUUAUUAGGGAUAGUACCCUCACGUUAUUGUUCGAAGAUAAUAGGAUCGGCAUUAGUUUUUGGUUUUGGUUGCAUUGUCGGAGCAUCAAUACUUGUUGUCACAGCUACUAUUUUCAUGUUCCCUUCUAUAUCUUCAUCGCAAAUGAAUCCUAUGCUUCAAAAUGAUCUUAAUCUGUAUUAUCAUCAAAGUUCUUCUCCCCAUUGUUCACAGUACUCUUCAAGUAAAAUCCCUGCUCCUCUUGCUGCAUCCCCAUCCCCAUCUCCAUCUACUCUACCUCCUCCUCCCUUGUUUCCACCAUUUCCUCUUCGAGGAUCUCCUCCAACAGCUCCUCCUCCUCCUCGUGAAUCUCCAUCAUUUCCACCAUUUCCAGGAUCUCCUCCUCCAAUACCUCCUCCUCGUGAAUCUCCAUCUCCUCUACCUUCUCCUUCUAAUACUCCAUCUCUUCCACCAGCACUGCCUCCUCCGGGAUCUCCCCCACUUUCUCUUCGGAAUAUAUUUGAAAACUCCACUGAUGACAAUCAAACAGGAAGUACUUACACGGUAAACAGCCAUUACAACUCAAGUGUUUUAUCCAUCAAUGAUCCUCCAGAAUUUAGAAACUCAGGAGAUACAAAAGUUAAUUUAUUAAGUACAGUUGUCUCAACAUUUUCAAGUGAUAGUAGUAAUGUUUCAUCUGGUGAUGAUAGCGAGUCUUUUGAUGGUGAUUGUGAUAUUUAUGAUGGUGAAUGGGUGAGGGACGUCAAUCGGGAACCAUAUUAUGCCCUUGGUUCUUGUCCAUACAUCGAAAAACAACCUUUCGAUUGUUACCUUAACGGAAAACGUGACAAUGAUUACCUGAAGUGGCAAUGGCAGUGGAAAUCUCAACCAACAAAUAUAAGGUGUAAUAAGAAUAUCCCCAGCGUUUUUGAUGGAACAGAUUUCUUGGAGAGAUUGAGAGGGAAAAAGUUGGUAUUUUCAGGAGACUCGUUGAAUAGAAACAUGUUUGAAUCUCUCGUUUGUAUGCUUUGGAAUGUCGUUCCAGAUAAGACUAAAGUUGUGAGGCCGUCUAUGCAAUCAGAGUACAAGACAAGAGGAGAUUUAUCACUAAUCUUCGAGGACUACAACUGUACCAUAGCAUAUGUUUGGUCUGCGUUUCUUGUUAAUGAAACAAAUUCGAAGACUCGGAGAAGUCGAGAACGUGAAUUGAAACCAGAACGAGAAACUUUAAGAUUAGACCAGAUUGAUGGGUUGGCAGCAUCCGUGUAUCAAGAUGCCGAUGUGGUAGUUUUUGACUCGUAUCAUUGGUGGGUUGACGGGAAAACUAAUAAUGGAGUUAACUAUUUUCAAGAAGGCGAUUACUUAUACCCGAAACUGGAUAUAAAUAGAGCAUACAGAAGAGCUCUUAUGAGUUGGAGAAGAUGGAUUGACAACAACAUUGAUUCCACCAAAACACAAGUUGUUUUCAGAGGAUUUUCGCUUAGUCAUUACGAAGGAGGGAAAUGGAAUACUGGUGGAAAAUGCAAUCUAGAAACAGAGCCGAUAACUAAUAAAGAAAAAUACAUAAACCCAUCCGCAUUGCAGGUGAAAAUACUAGAAGACACUCUUCGAAAAAUGAAGACUCCAGUAAUAUAUAUGAAUGUUAGUAAACUCACUUACUACCGGUCCGACGCACAUCCUUCACUGUAUGGAAAAAAUUAUACUAGUCAAGAAAGAAGUGGAGCUAUGCUUAUCCAAGAUUGUAGUCAUUGGUGUUUACCAGGUGUACCUGAUACAUGGAAUGAGUUGUUGUAUGUUUCUCUACUCAAGGCUGGUAAAGGAUCUUUCGGUGGCCGAUAGCAGGCAACUGAGCUUCUGUACCAAACUGAAAUAACAUGAAGCUUUAUAAAUAAAUAUAUAGUUCUAACUAU
Messenger RNA from Papaver somniferum (opium poppy), 2432 nucleotides. Its product is annotated as protein trichome birefringence-like 2. The record is from RefSeq and is a predicted model, not a curated record. Gene Ontology annotation, molecular function: O-acetyltransferase activity. Gene Ontology annotation, cellular component: Golgi apparatus. Lineage: Eukaryota; Viridiplantae; Streptophyta; Magnoliopsida; Ranunculales; Papaveraceae. The transcript has 5 exons. Bases 511 to 2361 code for a protein of 616 amino acids.